GGCUCCAAGGGAAGCAAAGGUGAAAGUGGUAGCCCAGGAGUUCCUGGUUUCAUUGGACCAAGAGGUCCUCCUGGAGAACCAGGGGAAAAGGGGGUCCCAGGGAAAGAGGGCACAUCAGGGCAACCAGGAGCACUUGGAGAAAAAGGUGAAAGGGGAGAUCCUGGAGCCAAAGGUGAAACAGGGCCAGCAGGAGAGAAGGGAGCACCAGGUGAUCCAGGAGUUCCUGGUCGCAAAGGACACACAGGACUAAUGGGUCCCCCCGGAGCAUCAGGAGAAUCAGGACAAGUUGGACCUCCUGGCCCUCCAGGACAACCUGGAUUUCCUGGGCCUAGAGGGGAUCCUCCAUCAAUAGAAACAUUGCGAAGACUCAUCCAAGAAGAGUUGGGAAAACAACUUGAUGCCAGACUGCCCUACCUCAUAAGCCAGUUGCAGCCUUCCCAUGUCAAAGCCCCUCAAGGUAGACCAGGGCCUCCUGGAUCACCUGGAAAGGAGGGCUCCCCAGGUAGAGCUGGCCCUCCAGGAGAACCCGGUAGACCUGGACAACCAGGUUCAGAAGGACCAUUGGGACCGGUGGGACCAAAAGGUGAGAGAGGAGAGAAAGGAGAGAAAGGAGACCCUGGCAUUGGUCAGCGGGGUGAAGUUGGCCCUCCAGGAGUAGCAGGUGUUCCAGGUGAACCUGGCUAUGGAAAAGAUGGGAUUCCUGGAGCUCAAGGUCCUCAAGGAGAAGCUGGGGCUCCUGGUCUUAUGGGCCCCCCAGGGCCUCCAGGGGCCAAUGGACAAUGUGACCCCUCCCAAUGUGCUUAUUAUGCAAGCCUGGCUGCUCGGCCCAGCAACGUCAAAGGUCCCUAAAAAUGUAGCCUCCGUCGCUGCCUGUGGACUUCUCAUGGACCUACUUCAGAAAACUUGGAUGAAGCAAGGGAGUUGGGAGAUCCAGUCUGUUUUGCUUCUGUUCUUUGACAAGGAGCAUGGAGACUCUUAAAAUAAAUGCUGCCGGACAGUCAAAUUUUUUUAUAAUUAAGAAAUAAUUAAUUA
This is a messenger RNA of Python bivittatus (Burmese python), 1032 nucleotides long. The record is from RefSeq and is a predicted model, not a curated record. Lineage: Eukaryota; Metazoa; Chordata; Lepidosauria; Squamata; Pythonidae.